GGGAACCUAACUUGUUCCUUGAUCUGGAUCUGUCAAACUGUGUCUGAUCUGUAAAUAUAAAAGACGUCUGCUGUAACGAUCUUAUGAACAGUUUACUCGCGACGAGAGAACAAUGUCGAGAAUUCUUCUGUUCCUGACAUUAAUAUGUACUUACGCACUUGCGUCGGUCCCGGAAGAUGCUAAGCAGAAACGAGGCAUCAUCGGUAAUAAUGGAUGGAUCGGUGUACCGGGUCCUUACGGACAUGGACAUCCGUGGUCGGUCGAUCAUACUCCAUGGAAAGGACUUAAACUGCAAGCAGGAUUGCAUUCGGCAGACGCGCUUUCGACUUAUAGAGAUAGCAUCGCCUUGACACCCGGAAUUCUAAGAGCCCCCGUGUAUGUAACUAAGCACGUGGUGUUGGAGAAACCGGUGCCAGUUCCAGAACCAGUAAUCAUAGAAAAGCCGUAUCACGUGCCAGUAUCAAUCGAAAAGAUCAUUCAUAAACCGGUUCCUGUCCCGGUACCGGUACCUAAGGCGGUGCCAAUCCCCGUGGAGCAUCCGGUGCCAAUUCCAGUGAAGCAGCCAAUCGCGGUGCCAGUACAUCAGCCGUAUCCGGUGCCGGUAAAACAUCCGGUGCCAGUCCCGAUUCGGAUUCAUCCGAUCUCGCCACCACUUCCGCUGAUUUCAGUUGGCGGUCUUCCUGGUGGCACCUAUGUACGCGAUUGUGCACCAGGUCAUCUUUACGCAUCGCCUUACCAUCCGCCGUCAAACGCCCUGCACUUGGAUCACGGCAUCGCCACAUUUCCCCAUGGCUUUGGUCACGGGCUUAGUCACGUGUUGGCGCACGGUCAUGAGUACGACCAUUCCCAUGCCCAUGUCCAUGCUCAUGCCGACCAUCUUGUCCACGAGCAUGAUCACAAAAAGAGGAAGGCUGACAAAAACUGA
This is a messenger RNA of Cataglyphis hispanica, 925 nucleotides long. Its product is annotated as helicase SRCAP-like. Bases 113 to 925 code for a protein of 270 amino acids. The record is from RefSeq and is a predicted model, not a curated record. The transcript has 4 exons. NCBI's taxonomy places the organism in Eukaryota, Metazoa, Arthropoda, Insecta, Hymenoptera, Formicidae.